AUGGGAGACGCAAGGUCGGCUGCGUCAUUGUCAAUGGUGAGUUCGAUUGAAGACAAAGACAGCCUGUCAUCCGACGAGUCCGAGGUCGAAGUAAUCUCGCCCACCGAAGACGCCUCGCAGCGCCGAAAGAACCAGAAAGCCAACUUCGAAGCAUUACUCGCCCAGCGGGCUGAUACCUGUGACGAGAGAGUUGAGCGCUCUCAAGAUACCCAGGUAUCGACAGCUCGACUGUUCGCAUCGAAAGAUAACCAACAGGGCACGCUAGACCCUCGAGAAUACCAGAUAGAAUUAUUUGAAAGAGCAAAGGCCGAGAAUACGAUCGCGGUUCUAGCUACAGGAGCUGGAAAGACACUGAUAGCUGUACUGUUACUAAAACACAUUAUCGAGAGAGAACUUAACAACCGCGCAGAUGGAGGGUCCCACCGAAUUUCCUUUUUCUUGGUUGAUAGCGUGACGCUUUCCUACCAACAAGCAGGAGUUUUGCGAAACAACCUCGAUUCAAGCGUCGGUCACUUAUUCGGAGCUCUGGGCACUGACCUUUGGAGCCGGGGGGCCUGGGAUGAAUUUCUCAAAAAGUACAUGGUGAUUGUUUGCACUGCAGAAAUCCUACAUCAAUGCUUGCUUAAUGCCCACAUCAAGAUGGAACAGAUCAACCUCCUGAUCUUUGAUGAAGCCCACCAUACGAAGAAGGACCAUGUUUAUGCACGGAUCAUAAGGGACUCAUACCUUUUGGCUGAAUCGUCAAAAAGGCCACGAAUUUUUGGAAUGACGGCUUCUCCAAUUGACACGAAAGGCGAUGUUGCAGAGGGUGCUAUGAACCUAGAAUUAUAUCUGGAUAGCAAAAUUGCUACAGCGUCCCAGCUAUCCCAAAUACACAAGUUCAUCAAGCGUCCCACUGAGGAGCUAUGGUUUCAUGAUAGACUUGAAUCACCUUUUGGAACCAAGCUUUACAAUCUGAUGGAAAGUCGUUUUGGUGACAUUGAGGAUUUGAAGUCCGUUUUUCGAUUUUCCUGGCAAGCGAGUUCUGCUCUCGGUAGAUGGUGCUCAGAUGGGGUUUGGAGGCACAUCUUUUCUGCCAACGUGCUACCGAAACUCGAAGGGAAAUCAAGGGAGGAGAUGUCCCGAUUGCAAGAAGCGGGCGAUAUUGCUAAGGAUCAUACGCUUAAUAGUCCAGAUGAACGAGGCCAAUUAAGUCAAAAGGUCCUCAUUCUCCAGAAAAAGCUCACCGAACACUACCAGAACAACCCAGAAACAAAAUGCAUCGUUUUUACGACAAUGCGUUAUACUGCCCUUAUGUUGCUGGAACUGUUUACAGCUUUGGAGAUUCCGUAUAUAAGACCUGGGCUAUUGAUCGGUGCGCGAUCUGACGACCUAACAUCGGCGAACAUAUCAUUCCGUCAACAGUUUCUUGCCCUUGUUAAAUUCAGAAGUGGGGAGAUUAACUGUUUGUUUGCUACUUCUGUGGCCGAGGAAGGCCUCGAUAUCGCCGAUUGUAAUCUGGUUGUACGGUUUGACUUGUUCAAUACCAUGAUCCAAUAUGUUCAAAGCCGUGGCCGUGCUAGACAAGCAAACUCUACAUAUGCGAGUAUUGUGGAGAGAGACAACGAAGGACAACAGCAACGCCUUCUUGAGGUUCGUGACGCGGAACAAAUUAUGCAAGUUUUCUGCGAAUCACUUCCAGAGGAUCGAAUCUUAAAGGGAAAUGAUGGACCUUUGGGAUUCUCGUACUCGGAAGAAGUCGAAAGGGUGUACACAAUCAAGCGUUCGGGUGCGAAGUUGACUUAUCACUCCGCUUUGGCUGUUUUAUCGCGGUAUGCAAGUAGCUUGCAAUACGAAGGUGAUAUCUCAGGUCAAGUUACCUAUGUGGUUCUUCCAUCGAAAGAUACGUUUGUCUGUGAAGUAAUACUGCCGGAGAGAUCUCCUAUAAGAGGCUUAAAUGGCAGCCCGGCGAUGAACAAAUCGACCGCAAAACGAUCAGCAGCCUUUGAUACUUGUGUUUUGCUGAGGAAGCACAAGUUGCUUGAUGAUAACUUCAACUCCGUUUAUCGGAGGCGCCUGCCAGCCAUGAGAAAUGCGAGGCUUGCUAUAACCUGCAAGAAAACCAAUCAGUAUGACAUGCUGCACAAGCCGUCCCUUUGGGCCAGGGAUCGUGGUAUACAACCGGAAAGAUUAUAUGCUACUUUUUUAGCAUUUAAGCCCACCAGGCCACUUUCACGAAGGCUAGCGAGCAUGGUUCUCUUGACCCGAGAGAGGUUACCACAACUCCCAAGCUUUUCUAUAUGGCUCGAGGAAGAGGACGUGGAGACAGAGGUUCAAUUUGUUUCUGUUGAAACAGCUUGUGUAUUAUCAAUGGAGAUGGUCAGUGCCAUAACUGAAUUUACACUCCGGGUCUUUCUUGAUGUCUUUCAAAAGACGUACAGCUGUGAGCCCGAGAACAUGCCGUACUGGCUCGUCCCUGCAAGCACACAAAACGCUCCAGAAUCCGAUGUUGAUCCGUCAACUUGCAUUAACUGGGAUACUGUUGCUUUGAAAGAUGAUUUUGACGGACUAAACUUUUCAGAGAUAACGGAUCCACAGUUCCUAUGUGACCGGUUUGUGUUUGAUCCAUGGGAUGGCCGCUGUCGGUACUUCACCCUAUCUGUCGAUGAAAGCCUGAAACCUUCAGAUCCUCCGCCUUCAUAUGUUCCCCAUCGCCGACACAUGGACGACAUAAUGAACUAUUGUAUAAGCCUGUCAAAAAACUCACGAGCCCAUUUCCUGUCCAAGUGUAGUUGGAACCAACCAGUCUACAGAGCGGAGCUGGUCCGACUUCGAAGGAACCUGCUCGACAAAAUGUCAGAUCAGGAGAGAAAAACAGAAACGAAGUGCUUCGUUUGCUUGGAGCCCUUAAAGAUAUCGGCGCUUCCCGUUUCUGUUGCAGCAUCUUGCCUUGCUUUCCCCGCUAUAGUUACCAGGCUUGAUGGCUAUUUAAUAACCCUAGAGGCUUGCGCAGAGCUGGAUCUCAUUGUUAAACCAGACCUUGCCUUGGAGGCAUUCACUAAAGACUCUGACAAUACCGAGGAGCAUCGUGCCCAACAAAUCCAGUUCCAGAGGGGAAUGGGGAAAAACUAUGAGCGUUUGGAGUUCUUGGGGGAUUGCUUUCUCAAGAUGGCAACAUCAAUCUCACUCUUUGCACAGAACCCCGACAACGACGAGUUUGACUUCCACGUCAAGCGAAUGUGCCUAAUCUGCAACAAGAACUUGUUCAACACUGCCAUCAAGAAAGCGAUUUACCGAUACAUCCGCAGUCAAGGAUUUUCAAGACAUACUUGGUACCCCGAGGGGCUUUCCCUAUUGAAAGGCAAGGAUCAUAGUAAGAAGCUUCUUUCCUCGGCGAAGCAUCAUCUCGCAGAAAAGACAAUAGCAGAUGUGUGUGAAGCGUUGAUAGGAGCUGCUCUACUCUCCGGUGGCCGUGAUAAUCGAUUCGAUAUGGCAGUCAAGGCCGUGACUAUCCUUGUUGAUAACGAGGACCACGAAGUAUCUUGCUGGAAGGACUACAUUUCCGUUUAUAAACUCCCCCAUUAUCAGACCGAGAGUGCAACUGGGUUUGAGAAAAAACUCGCGCAAAUGAUAGAAGAGAAACUUGGACACCAAUUUAAUUACCCAAGGUUACUUCAUUCAGCAUGCACUCAUCCUUCCUUCCCUUCGGCGUGGGCUACUGUACCCUGUUAUCAAAGGUUGGAAUUUCUUGGUGAUUCAUUGCUUGACAUGGCUUGUGUAGAGGACUUGUUCUCACGGUAUCCAGACCGAGACCCGCAGUGGCUCACAGAGCACAAGAUGGCUAUGGUUUCCAACAAGUUCUUAGGAGCACUGGCAAUCAAACUCGGACUCCACAAGCACCUCAGACUGUUUAGUACCCCACUGUUUUCUCGAAUCAAUCGAUACGCAGAAGAAAUAGAGGCCGUGGAAUUGGAAAACGAGGUCACGGUCGACUAUUGGACUGGAACUACCGAUCCGCCCAAGUGUUUACCAGACAUGGUGGAAGCUUACCUAGGAGCUAUAUUUGUGGAUUCAAACUUCGAUUUUGGUGUUGUUGUGGCAUUUUACCAACGACACAUAAAACCGUUCUUCCAAGAUAUGGCGAUUUACGAUACUUUUGCCAACAAACAUCCUACAACCUUCCUACAUAAUCGACUGACAAAUGAAUACGGAUGCACGGACUAUUGCUUGAAAGCGGGCGAGAUCCCUGCCGUCGAUGGAGAACCACCCCGGGUGCUGGCCGCUGUGAUGAUCCACGACACUGUUAUCGCCGAGGGAAUAGCCUCAUCGAGUCGUUAUGCAAAGGUGAAAGCAAGCGAAAAGGCCCUGGAUAUGCUGGAGAGCAUUGGACAAGCUGAGUUCCGCGAGGAGUUCAAAUGCAAUUGCCGAGAGACGGAAAAUCCUCCAGAGACGGACCUUGGAACGGCCGUUUGA
Molecule: messenger RNA, 4452 nt
Organism: Aspergillus puulaauensis
Lineage: Eukaryota; Fungi; Ascomycota; Eurotiomycetes; Eurotiales; Aspergillaceae
Gene: DCL1
Product: putative RNA helicase/RNAse III
Exons: 17
Coding region: 1-4452 (1483 amino acids)
Biological process (GO): siRNA processing
Cellular component (GO): RISC complex; cytoplasm; nucleus
Molecular function (GO): ribonuclease III activity; ATP binding; RNA binding
Source: RefSeq, a predicted model, not a curated record